AACAGAAGUUCGCUCAUCACUAAAUAUAAGGGCUACUCUCCCUGCAUUGUAAACUGGUUGGAAUAAUGAAGCAAUCAGAUUGGAUUUAUACAGGAGACCUGCAGAUAUUUGGGUCAGAUAACUCGUGCUGUCCGGUCAUUUUUGGUCCUCAUUCUAAUUACUGAUCUUUUCAGGUCGUAUAAAACCUUCCACACGACUUCUCCAUCCGUCUGAUGACUUCUACAAUAUUUCUUUCACAGCUUGUGAAUCCGGGUGAAGAUCUGAACAAUAUUAAUCCUACAGAGACCUAUGUGAGGGGUGAUGAGCAGAGUACAGAGGACAUUCCUGCAGAUAACCGCCCAGAUGACUGUACCAGGAACUUAGAAAAACAUCUGGUAUCUUCAGAUGAUCGUGGUAUUAUACAAGAUAGAUAUGAAGAGCAUGCCAAUAUCCAAGAUAUACCCACAUCCAAUCACAGCCACAAUGCAUCAUUUGAUUCUUUUAAACUGGUCCAAUCUUCUGAUUCAUCACAGAGUGUAACACAGAAUAAAAGUCACAGAAGAGGUGCUAAACAUCAAAUAGCUCACGGAACACAGAAGCCAGUUUCAUGUUCAGAAUGUGGAAAAUGUUUUAGAUUUAAAUCAGAAUUAGUGAGACAUCAGAGAACUCACACAGGGGAGAAGCUAUUUUCAUGCUCAGAAUGUGGGAAAUGUUUUAACAGUAAAUCAGAUAUUGUUAUACAUCAGAGAACUCACACAGGAGAGAAGCCAUAUCCAUGUUCAGAAUGUGGAAAAUGUUUUAAGAAGAAAUCAGCUCUUGUUAUACAUCAGAGAGUUCACACAGGGGAGAAGCCAUUUUCAUGUUCAGAAUGUGGGAAAUGUUUUAAGGAUAAAUCAGGUCUCGUUACACAUCAGAGAAUUCACACCGGGGAGAAGCCAUUUUCAUGCUCAGAAUGUGGGAAAUGUUUUAAGUAUAAACAAGGUCUUGUUACACAUCAGAGAAUUCACACAGGAGAGAGUCCAUAUCCAUGUUCAGAAUGUGGUCAAUUUUUUAACAGUAAAUCACAUAUUGUUAUACAUCAGAGAACUCACACAGGAGAGAAACCAUUUUCAUGCUCAGAAUGUAGUAAAUGUUUUAAGCAUAAAUCAAAUCUUGUUGUACAUCAAAGAGUUCACACAGGGGAGAAACCAUUUUCAUGUUCAGAAUGUGGGAAAUGUUUUAAACAGCAAUCAGCUCUUAUUACACAUCAGAGAAAUCACACAGGGGAGAAGCCAUUUUCAUGCUCAGAAUGUGGGAAAUGUUUUAAGCAUAAAUCAAAUCUUGUUUCACAUAAAAAAACUCACAGAAAUAAGCCAUCUCCAUUAUUAGCCCUUUAGUGCCCUCCCUUAUGUGUUUUUAUGGUAGUCAGUGUCACUAACUGGCUUUAUGCCAUCAGAUACUCCUUUUUACAGGGAUAUAAAACAAAACCUUGCUUUGAGUUACCAGAGGUGGCUGAUGGCUUGGAGUGAUUGGGACCACUGUGAAGCUCCCCAAACAUGUAUUGUCUCCUGUAUUGAAUAAAACCGGUCAUCAAAGGACAGAUCCAGUUAAAAGUGAAAGUUUAUACAGUAAAUAUAUAUAUAUAUAUAUAUAUCCCCUCUAAACAAAAAUGUUUGGUCAGAGGGAAAAAAACAAAAACUAUAGGACCUGAUAUAAAAAGAUAGCUAUCUACAUAUUCCAGCCCCGGUCUGUUCUACCUUUUAUAAGUAUUUGUAAAAUUAAAAACGUCAGAUAUGAGCUUGUCAGUAAACCGUAAGCUCUUACUGGGUUUCAUCAGUGAUGUGCAAGUUCUCCCAACAAGUGACCCAGGUGAGGAUUGCCUCAUUACAUAGAAGCCAUUACUCGUCCUCCUGAAGGAAUAUCAUCUUAAUCUGUACACCCUGACCAAAAUGUACCUGUAGAUAAACCCAACAAGUGGGGUCCCCGCCACCCCUGUAUUUGUAGAAGUCAUGUGGUUCACUCAUCUGACAUGAAUUUACCAGUGGGGGAAUCCUUGGUUAUUUUCUUCCUUGUAUGUCCCACCAGCUCUGGAUUGUUUAA
Messenger RNA from Bufo gargarizans (Asiatic toad), 2058 nucleotides. RefSeq names its product gastrula zinc finger protein XlCGF17.1-like. The transcript is spliced from 2 exons. Gene Ontology annotation, cellular component: nucleus. Gene Ontology annotation, molecular function: RNA polymerase II cis-regulatory region sequence-specific DNA binding; DNA-binding transcription factor activity, RNA polymerase II-specific. The coding region runs from base 213 to 1355 and encodes 380 amino acids. The record is from RefSeq and is a predicted model, not a curated record. Lineage: Eukaryota; Metazoa; Chordata; Amphibia; Anura; Bufonidae. Gene Ontology annotation, biological process: central nervous system development; regulation of transcription by RNA polymerase II.